CAAUAUUUGGUGGUAAAUUAUUCUUAAUGAGUUUCAUAACAUUAAGCGAAAAAUAUUAUUUUGAUGGCGUUUGCACAGAUCAGAACGAUGUCCAAGAGAUUGCAGAAGAGAUAUCUAACCGAGGCUGACGAGUACAAAUGUCCGCUAUCCGAGGAGACGCAGACGAUAGCUUCAGAAGAGUUGCGGGAGACCGAGAGCGCGAGGACACAGGCUCUGCAGGCCCUGAGGAGUUGGAUGGAACAGAACCCUAAGCUGUUGGCUGUUCGACUGGACUCGAAUUACUUGCUCCGGUUUCUUCGAGCCAAAAAGUUCAGUGUUCCGAUGGCUCAGGAGGCAAUCGAACGUUAUCUGCUCCUGCGUCAAUCCUGGGGAAUCGCCUUCAACCAGCUCGACUACAAGCUGCCAAUCAUGAUGGAGCUCUUGGAACUCGGAUUCGUUUUCGUCAGCCCCUUCAAGGACAAGGGCGGUCGUCGAGUCGUUAUUUAUAGACCAGGAGUUUUCGACCCUUACAAAUACACCAACCAAGACAUGUGCCGUGUGAUGGGCAUCUGCUAUGAAACCCUUAUGGAAGACGAGGAGACUCAGGUGCGAGGAGUGGUUCACUUCGCUGACGGUGGGGGAGUAGGUUUCCCACAUCUCACAUUAUUCACACCGAAAGAAGCCGUCCGGAUUGUCAAGAAUGGAGAGCGCACAGUUCCCGUGAGGCAUAAAGAAAUUUACGGCAUCAAUGUCCAUCCCACGAUCAAGUUCGCUUUAGACUUCGGUAUGGCUCUCAUAUCAGAGAAGAUCAGGAAGAGAGUCAGACUUUACACGAGCAUAAAUGACGUGGAAAUAGACCAGAGUUUAUUGCCCAAAGAGUACGGUGGAGUUAUGCCGAUGAAGGAAAUGAUAGAAUUAUGGAAAGAGCAGCUCGCGAAAAAACGAGAUAUGGUACUACUCAAUGACAAAAUGAGCGUGAGGUUAGAGAUGUACAGUGAAGCCGCGCGCGAAGGCGCUAUCUCCGCUUUAAGAUCUGGAGCCAACACCUGCGCUGGGGCAGACGCGGUGGGAGACGCCAUGCGAGGUCUCACCGGAAACUUCAGAAAACUCGAAGUCGACUAAAUCCCAUUUAAAUUGAUCAAGACUGUUAAGAAAUGUCAAAAUGUUAGGUUAUCUUUCGCGUCAGAAAGUUAGGUUAUGGUGACGAAUUUAACAAUUCGAAGUUAGAUAGUUAUUGCUAUUAAACAGACUGUUACUGUAGAAUCAUUAAGAUGUUACGUGUAUAAUUUGUGCACAAAUUUGGUUUAGGUCAGAAAUGUAA
Bombyx mandarina (wild silkworm) is the source of this 1300-nucleotide messenger RNA. Its product is annotated as Cellular retinaldehyde binding protein. Gene Ontology annotation, molecular function: phosphatidylinositol bisphosphate binding. Gene Ontology annotation, cellular component: membrane. The record is from RefSeq and is a predicted model, not a curated record. NCBI's taxonomy places the organism in Eukaryota, Metazoa, Arthropoda, Insecta, Lepidoptera, Bombycidae.